GUCAUAACAUGUUGCGUGUGUUGGCGAUAUAUCCCAUGAUUCCACGGGGCUGGGUCUCUCUUUCCCUGAAUCACAAUGUCUAAGAGAGGACGUGGUGGUUCGUCCGGAGCGAAAUUUCGCAUCUCCCUUGGUCUUCCUGUGGGAGCUGUGAUCAACUGCGCUGACAAUACAGGGGCCAAGAACCUGUACAUAAUCUCUGUCAAAGGCAUCAAGGGACGUUUGAACAGACUACCAGCUGCUGGUGUUGGUGACAUGGUCAUGGCAACUGUAAAGAAAGGCAAACCAGAGCUCCGGAAAAAGGUGCAUCCAGCAGUAGUUAUACGGCAGCGGAAAGCGUACCGGAGAAAAGACGGGGUGUUUCUCUACUUUGAAGACAAUGCGGGGGUGAUUGUAAAUAACAAAGGAGAAAUGAAAGGUUCUGCAAUCACAGGUCCUGUUGCCAAGGAAUGUGCAGAUCUGUGGCCCAGGAUUGCUUCCAAUGCUGGGAGCAUUGCAUAAGAAUUGUAAACAGUUUCUAAAAUGAUACCUGUAUGAUUCAAUAAAUGUUUUUACCCCCAGAGACACGAGAACUCACUGAUUUUAUUUUUGACCCAUGUCCCCUAAUUUAUCUGUAGCAAGUUCUGUAAUCAAAGAUGUGGUUUGCGAUCCAUGUUUAUGUAAAUAAACUACCUGUAUUUGAUAAUCUUUA
This is a messenger RNA of Chiloscyllium plagiosum (whitespotted bambooshark), 688 nucleotides long. RefSeq names its product ribosomal protein L23 (gene rpl23). Gene Ontology annotation, cellular component: cytosolic large ribosomal subunit; ribosome. The record is from RefSeq and is a predicted model, not a curated record. Gene Ontology annotation, biological process: translation. Gene Ontology annotation, molecular function: structural constituent of ribosome; large ribosomal subunit rRNA binding. NCBI's taxonomy places the organism in Eukaryota, Metazoa, Chordata, Chondrichthyes, Orectolobiformes, Hemiscylliidae.